Molecule: messenger RNA, 2910 nt
Organism: Aspergillus caelatus
Lineage: Eukaryota; Fungi; Ascomycota; Eurotiomycetes; Eurotiales; Aspergillaceae
Product: glycoside hydrolase family 115 protein
Exons: 5
Coding region: 1-2910 (969 amino acids)
Source: RefSeq, a predicted model, not a curated record
AUGUACGAAUCUGUAUUUGCAAGCCAUGCUCCCUCCGCGGGGUGCAUAGAUAUUACCAAUGCGCCCAUCCUGGUGGACAAGGAAGACUUCGAAGGUAUUCAUAUCGCCGCUGAAGCCCUCGCGGAAGACUUCGCGCGGGUGACGGGCAAGGGUGCUUCUCUGAUCAUUUCGAACCUCAGCCAAGACUUCGAUGCAGAGGUUGCUAUUGUUCUGGGCAGCAUCACUCGGUCGCCGACCAUCCAGCAACUGGUUCAGGAUGGCAAGCUUGACGUAACAGCAAUCGACGGGCAAUGGGAGUGUUACAUGACAAUGGUUCUUCACGACGCGAUUAAAGGAGCAAAGAGAGCCCUCGUAAUCGCUGGAAGUGACAAAAGAGGUGCGAUCUACGGCGUGUAUACGCUAUCCGACCAGAUCGGAGUUUCUCCAUGGUAUUGGUGGGCGGAUGUACCCCCAAAGCAAAGCAGCGAGAUUUAUGCCUUAGAUGUAAUCACUAAAAAUGGUCCCCCGAGUGUGAAGUACAGGGGAAUCUUCAUCAACGAUGAAGCUCCAUCCUUGGCUGGCUGGGUGCACGAGAAGUAUGGACCGAAGUUCAAUGUGGACUUUUACAAGAGAGUCUUUGAACUCCUCCUUCGACUUAAGGCGAACUUCCUAUGGCCAGCUAUGUGGUUCGGCUUUCCUCACCCAGGCAGCAGCUUCUUCAUGGAUGAUCCCUUGAAUCAGGAGACAGCUGAUAAAUACGGUAUUGUGAUGUCCACCUCGCACCAUGAGCCAAUGCAGAGGGCUAUGAAUGAAUGGUUCGACGAUCCGUAUUAUGAGCCGGAGAAAAGCUGGUCGUGGAGCAAGAACAAACCAAAGAUCACCAAGUAUUUCCAGGAAGGCGCUGAGCGAGCAAGGAAGUAUGAGAGCUAUAUCACCAUGGGCAUGCGAGGACAUGGUGAUAAAGCUAUGGAUGCUGAGGACCCACCUGCAGUGCUCGAGGACGUUCUUGCCACCCAACGAUCGAUUAUCAAGAAGGCCUACGGGGAUGAAGAUGGGGUGCAUCAGUUGAUGGCAUUAUACAAGGAGGUCCAAGAGUAUUACGAAAAUGGGCUCCAUAUCCCCGAGGACAUUACAUUGCUGUUUGCUGAUGACAAUUUUGGAACUGUCCGCAGGUUACCAUCGGAGGAAGAAUCGAGCAGGAGUGGAGGAGCAGGUAUCUAUUACCAUCUGGAGUACGUCGGAGCUCCGAGAAGCUACAAGUGGCUCAAUAGCAACUCGUGUGCGAAGGUUUGGCAGCAGCUAGAGCAAACGUACAAUCGAGGAGCCAAGGACAUCUGGGUCUUUAACGUGGGAGACCUAAAGCCCAUGGAGGUCCCCUUAACCUUUGUUCUGACCCUCGCCUGGGAUUUACGAAGCCUUCAAAUGAAUCAACUGCAGGAGUUCUUCUAUACAUUCGCGGAGCAUACUUUUCAUCUUGGGCCUGCUGUGUCGCAACAGUGCUCGGAAUUGCUGUUAAAGUAUGACCGGCUAGUCGCCCUUCGGAAGCAUGAGCAUAUUGAACCAGAUACAUUCUCUCUCAUUAAUUAUGGCGAAGCGGAGGAUAUUGUGCGGCGUUGGCAAGAACUCUUGAGUCAAGCGGAAGAGCUAGAUAAAUCGAUUGCUGCGCCCAUGAUGCCGGCAUAUUUUCAACUAGUCCUUCAUCCGAUUAAAGCCAGUUAUAUCUAUGUCGCGCUCAGGGUUGCGCAGGCAAAGAAUCGGCUUUACGCAGUACAACGGCGCAACACCGCGAAUACUUGGGCAUAUGAGGCACUCCACCUCUUCGAAGACGAUUUUAAUCUUAGCGAGGAAUAUCAUUCCCUUCUCAACGGGAAAUGGAAUCAUAUCAUGCGCCAGCCGCACUAUGGUUAUACACAAUCAUGGCACGCUCCGUCCCGAGACAUGAUUAGCGGCCUCUCUUUCGUACAAAACCGACAAGACUCAAACCCCGUGGUUGGCUGGAUUGGCAUCGCUGUGGAGGGAACUCCCGGUAUUCGACCAGGACUCACUAACGAAGAAUCCGAUCGUACUCAUCCUAGCCGUCGCGAUCUUGUUGCCGGAGUGACACUGCCCUCUAUGGAGCCUUAUGGUCCCAAGUCUCGCUACUUCGAGAUUUAUUGCCGAGGCAGCAAAUCCGUAUCCUGGGCUGUCACAUCACCGCACCGCUGGCUUUCACUCUCACCAUCUUCGGGAACUAUCCAGCCAAAAGGCGGCGAUGAACGUGUGAAAAUAUCCGUAGACUGGGCGCAAGUGCCUCUCCAUUUUGACGAUAUGUUACUUGUCGAUUUACGUUCUUCAUUGGGCGACUUCGAGCAGAUUCACAUCCCAGUAAAAAACCGAACGCUUGCUGCAGAUGCCACUGGAUUUGUCGAAGCAGAUGGCCAUAUCUCAAUCAAUGCCACGUCGUUCAUAAAUCCGCCUCUAUCGUCAUAUCGUAUCCUUCCAUUUAUAGGUCGUACGCCGACCGGUGGCGUUGCUCUAGCUGCUGGAGCCCCGGCAUCUCAGUCAGAUUAUCUUGAAUACACAUUCAUUACAUUCACACCCAAGGCCAAUGCGACACUUUUCCUCGAGUUCACACUUACCUUGGACACUGAUACCAAGGCACCCAUCAUAUAUGACAUUCAGCUCGAUGAUAAGGCUCUAGGCUCGCACCGAUUGGUAUCCCAAGUAGAAAAGCCUGGCAAGCUCCCUGGUGGGUGGCACGAGUCAGUCAUGGACAACAUCUGGUCCCAUCGUCAUUCGGUAGACCUUAGCCUUCCUGGCCUUCACACGCUCCGUGUCCGACUUCAAAAUGAGAACUGCGUCUUGGGGAAGAUCGUGGUGGAUCUUGGUGGUGUGCGUGAUAGUUAUCUUGGUCCUCCGGAAAGCUUCUUUCAUCAAGGCAAGUAUAGGUAG